Lottia gigantea (owl limpet) is the source of this 2104-nucleotide messenger RNA. RefSeq lists its product as hypothetical. The transcript is spliced from 10 exons. Lineage: Eukaryota; Metazoa; Mollusca; Gastropoda; Lottiidae. Bases 190 to 1479 code for a protein of 429 amino acids. The record is from RefSeq and is a predicted model, not a curated record.
AAACAAAUGGCCGACAAAUUGAAGUGAAAAUGGCACUGGCUGAGAAAAAAUAUGACCUUGCUCUCGUAAAUACUUUGACGGACAAAAAAAUACGGCAACAGCCUUGAUUUUUGUCCUGCGAAAGCCCAAGAGCAAGUCGCUCAACUUUUGUCACCUGACCUCACUUGUCACCUGACCUCACUUGUCAAGAUGAUAUUUUAUGUCUAUCUAAAAGUUGGACCAUCAAAGUAUAAAGAAAGAUUACGAACAAAAUACAUCAAAUCUCUCACUCCCGGAGAUACUUCAAAAUGUCUGAUAGGAAAAGACUGGAUGUUUUUAAAAGAUGGACUAGAUGAUUACAGAGAUGGUCUACCUCCCUUGGCUAAAGGAGAGGAGGUUUUUAUCAAGGGAGAUAAAGGUCCCUCACCAUGUAUAAUAGGAAGUAGUGAGAGUAUUGAACCAGUUAAACGUCCUGCAGUUAAAAAUAGAUUUGAUAAAUACCAAGUAUGUUUCUCCCGUAUUACCCCACAACAACAACAGAAACGAGAACAUAUUGAAGAAAUAGAAUAUGGUUUGCUACAGCAUCCGUUAGCCUUGUAUCCACAUCUAGAAGAGAGUGUCCCUACUGAGCUAUUUGAAGAUGUAGUGGAUAUCCUAGAUCCUGAAAUGAACAUUGAUUCAGAAGAGGAAGACUCUAUUAAAGAUGAUUCUACUAUCAGAGAUGCUGAAAAUCUUCAUAAAUCCAUUGACACACCCAGUAGUGCCAAAAAAACAGAAGCUGAGUCUGACAACUCAUUCAGAAAUUGUUAUCGCUGGAUAUCAAGGAAAGAUGAAAAGAAAGAUAACAAGAAAAAGAAUGAACGAAGACCUUCUUCACCGGCUGAGAAGGAACAUAUUGAAAAUGUGACAAAAGAUUUUUGUAAUUGGGUGGCUGAUUUAGGAGGUGAAAGUAAUAACAUAGAAGAAUCGACUAUCACUAGUUUAUUUGCUAGUGGAUAUGAAACAAAACCGGCUUUAUCGGUACCAAUUCAUGUUGUCGAAUUAACCAAUGUUCCACCAGAAUUACGAAUGUCGGCGCCUGUUCAGGCUCAAGCUCAAACUCAGAAUACAAAAAAUCUACCUGCUGAAGAAGAAAAAACCAAACCUUGGAAAUACUCUGGAGCUUAUGAACCGAGUUGUGUAAAAUUCAAAUACGGAUCAUGGUAUUUACCUCCUAAAACUUGGAAGAAACGAGAAUGGAACGAUCAACUGAUGGAUCCAAAAGAAUUGAAAAAUCAGGAAAUGUCUGAUUCCAAGAAAAAGAGUCAAUCAUUGAAUGAAGAUCUAUCCAACAUGCACGGUGCCGAAGCUUUUAUGGAAUUUAUCAACAGAAAAGGUCUGAGAAAAAUAGAGUUCCUGGAACAGGUGUCUGAGAUUCAGCGCCGACAGAAAGAAGAUGAACAGCGUAGAAUUGAAAUGGAAAUAACUUCCAAACAGAGACGUGGUGCCAGCAAAAAAUAAAUUCACAGACAUUAUCUUCCACUAGUCAAUUUUGAGAUUUUAAUCAGAUUUUAUGAUAAAAAAAACACACAAAAUGAAUUCCACUGAAACUUCCAAAAACCUUUUUUUUUUUUUUAAUCUUGAUUGUUUUAGAUUGUUUUAAGUUUGGUUGAAUUACAGAGCUGGAUAUUUAUUUCAUGUUUCCUUUUAUAGGUAAGGGUUAUUACAAAAUUUAAUGACCCACAGAAAAAAAUGAAACAGAACAUACAGAUUUUUAUUGAUUAAUUUUUGUUUAGAUAAUUCUCACCUUUUUUUACAGUUUUUUUGUUAAAGUAAUACUGACACUGUACACUCAAUGUUUUAAUAUUUUAUGAUUUGAUUUUUUGGUUACCCUCCAACAUUGUGAUGAAAUAUUAUAAGGUUAAAAAAUGAUAGAAUGAUAUCAUGUAUCACAGUUUUUAAGUUAUUAUUGGUUUUGUUUUUAUAAAAUGUGAUUUUCUUUAAGAAACGUUUCUGAGUGUCCAUAUAAUAUUAAUCAAAAUAUUCAUCUGUACAAUUUGUUCACUGACUACUUUGUUCUAGCAUAGGCUGUGAUAUAUUUUAUUCUAUUCAAACUAUCGUUAACAAUAAAUGCAGCUUAUACCCG